This is a messenger RNA of Rhodamnia argentea, 1515 nucleotides long. Its product is annotated as UDP-glycosyltransferase 72E3-like. The transcript has a single exon. The record is from RefSeq and is a predicted model, not a curated record. Gene Ontology annotation, molecular function: UDP-glycosyltransferase activity. NCBI's taxonomy places the organism in Eukaryota, Viridiplantae, Streptophyta, Magnoliopsida, Myrtales, Myrtaceae. Bases 46 to 1515 code for a protein of 489 amino acids.
UCUUCCGAAUACACAAGCUCUGUCGCACAUCCCAUUUCUGUAGGCAUGGAGGUUGUCCCUACCAAAACCCACAUAGCCCUCCUAGCCAGCCCCGGCACAGGCCACCUCAUCCCGGUCCUCGAACUCGGCCAGCGUUUUGCCAUCCACCACGGCUUCCUCGUCACCAUCUUCGUUGUGACCACUGAUGCCUCCGCCACCCAGUCCCAGCUUCCCCACUACUCCUCCUACAAAGACCUCCUCGACAUCGUCUUCCUCCCGCCAGUCGACGUCUCGGACCUUGUGACUGACUCGAUGGCAAUCCUCUCGCAACUUGUUCUCAUAAUGCGCCACGCCAUGCCGAUCCUCCGCACAAAGGUCACGGCAUUGAAGCCGCGCCCCUCGGCCCUCGUGGCCGACAUCUUCGGGACCGAGGCUUUCGAGAUCGCUGACGAUCUCGGCAUGUUGAAGUACAUGUUCAACACCACUAACGCAUGGUUCCUUGCCCUUUCGUUAUACUAUCCGCAUCAAGAUGAAGCCAACAAACACGACCACGUCUAUCACCAUGCGCCGCUAAACAUCCCGGGAUGUGCGUCGCUUGAGUACGCAGACACGGUUGACCUGUACUGGCAAUCGGAUGACCGGGUCCUUCACGACGAUUAUGUGAAGAUGGGGCUCGAUAUGGCAAAGGCUGAUGGGAUAUUAGUGAACUCGUGGGAGUAUUUGGAGCCCAAGACGUUGAAAGCAUUAAGAGAUCCGAACUUGCUGAGCCGGUUCAGCUCGGUCCCGGUCCAUCCAGUUGGUCCAUUGAUUCGGCCGGUCCAACCGGUUGGAAAUUCGGUCUCCAGGAGCACGGCACUUGAGUGGCUGGACUUGCAACCCGCCGAGUCAGUGCUUUACGUGUCGUUUGGCAGUGGGGGGACCCUGUCGGCUGAUCAGCUCACGGAGCUGGCUUGGGGCUUGGAGCUGAGCCAGCAGAGAUUCGUUUGGGUGGUCCGACCACCGAUCGAGAGUAGCGCGUUCGGGGCAUACUUUCGUCAGGAGAAGAGGACCGAGGACGGGACACCGGAUUACCUCCCCGAUGGUUUCGCGACUAGGACCCGCAAGGUGGGCCUUGUGUUGGAGAUGUGGGCCCCGCAGACCGAGAUCCUGGCCCAUGAGUCGAUCGGAGGAUUCCUAUCGCACUGCGGAUGGAAUUCGACACUGGAGAGUUUGAUCAAUGAGGUGCCCAUGGUAUGUUGGCCUCUAUAUGCUGAGCAGGGCAUGAACUCGGCCAUGCUGGCCGACCACCUAGGGAUGGCCGUUCGCCCAAAGGGGGUGGUGCCCGGCGGGGUUGUCGCGAGGGAGGUGAUCGAGAAGGCGAUAAGGAGGGUGAUGGAGAAGGAUGAGGAGCCCGGGAAGUUGGUGAGGGCGAAAGUGCUGGAUCUCAAGCGCAGCGCAGAAGCGGCUCUAGCCAAGGGCGGCUCGUCCCACGGCUCGCUCGAGCGGGUGGCUAAGGAGUGUGAAACAGGCCUACGAGAAAGGGCCCGAGGGGCUUAG